AAAUCCUUCGACCAGAAACGGGUACGGAAUAUGUAAUUACGAAACCAGUUUAUAUUCGAUUAGCGAGUUGUUUUGGUUGUACGGCACUGAAUCUGGCCGAAAAUUAGCAGAAACCUUAGUUAAAAUACCGCAGAUUAGUGUAAUAAUUAUACUGGUGUAAUUACGAUGUAAAAAUAAAUGGUGCAAUGUGCAACAAAGAGUGAAUCGCUGGUUAAGGAUUAUUGUUCGAAAACCUUGGAUACAAUCACGGUAUAACAGAGAAACAACAAUCAGAAGAGAACAAUAAAAGUAUGAUAAUACGAUUAUACCGACUAAGGCUAUGACCUUAAUAGCAUCACCACCCAACAUUCAACACAAUUUCGAUCCAAAAUCAGCCUUAGACUACAUAUCAGAAGAAGACAACCGAGUGUUCCGCCACGAUGAACCUAACCAGAUCAAGAAGUACAAUCCCACGGGAGAGCUCGUACAAAAUCUGGGAUAUAUGGGACCAGUGAGCCAACCCAUAGCGCCAUAUAUUGAGAACGUGUCCAUCGAGAACUCUACUGACGUCCAUAUAGGUGAUAAGAACAUUUACAAAGGUCCGGUAACCAUAAAGCAGGUCGUGUACGCGAAUAAUGUGCCGGGUUUGUUGGACGUGGACAGCCCAACAGUGUCGGACGCUGGAUCGUACGAAAAUGAAGUGGACAGUGGGUAUAGAACAGACGGUGGUCAUUUAGGUGAGAAGUAUAUUGGCGGUGAUAGGAAAGUUUCUUUCGGUAAAAGCGAUCCUGAGAAUGGUGAUGUUUCUGGGAAAGGUUUUCGUCUAUGUCAGAGCAUAUCACAGAGGAAGCCCUGGGAGAUGUUGGUUUUAGUUGCAGUUAUGGCACUACUCCUUGUUGGUCUGACGACUAUUUUGGUUUUAAGAACUUCUUCAGGUAAAGCGGCUGCGUAUUAUGAAGAGCCGAGUAUUAUACAACCUGUAUCAUAUGAUCCUGAUAUCACGGCUGAAAGCGAAAAAAACAAUGCCAAAGUACGGAUUACUUCUAGACAAGAAUGGGUAGCACAACCACCAACUAGAGCAAUUAACAAACUCGCUAAACCUGUGCCAAAUAUAGUUAUGUAUCAGACAAAAACAGAGAACUGCUCCUCCCAUGCCCAGUGUGUAUUUAGAGUUAGAUUCCUACAAACAUUUGACAUUGAGAGUAAAGGCUUGAGCGAUAUUGCAUACAAUUUUCUAGUCGGUGGAGAUGGAGCUAUAUACGAAGGCAGAGGCUGGAAUUAUGAGGGUGGUCAUUCUGUCGAGUACAACAGUAAAAGUUUUGGAAUUGCGUUUAUCGGAACUUUUACCAACACGAAACCAACCGAGAUUCAAACUGUGAUAUGUAAAAAACUGAUCAAAAUGGCCUUAGAAGAUAAGCAUUUGAAAGAGAACUACAAACUGCUGAUCGACAAGAAACUGACUGAGGAAUCGGGUACUGAAUUGUACGAGGAGUUAAAAACUUGGUCACAUUUCUCUGGAGUAGCUUAAAUUUAAUAUUUAAAAAAAAACGGUUUCUUUAAUUUACAGGGUGUGUCAACAAUAGUGAAGUUUAUGAUAUACUCAAUAAAAGUUGCAAGAUUUUCUAAAACCUACUAGAAAAAGAUGAUAUAGUAUCUAUUUGUGUCAUUGUAUAAUGUAGGAAAAUGUCAAAGAUUAAAAUAAGUGUUCUAAAUUAAGAUUACUUAAUUUACGAUUAACACGAAAUAUUAAAGUGUAUUUUCAACACUCUGUAUCAUUUAGUUUAAAUUGUCUCUACGAAGCUCAUUUGUUCUUUUUUCUUUAACUGUUUUACCUUUUUACUUAAUUUUUCAGUAAAAUAUUUAUUAUUAAUACAACAAAACUUAAUAAAAACUAUGUACAUUUAUAUUAAUAACAAAAUUACUUUAAAUUUCAAAAACAACAUAUUAGUGAGUAGGUACUUAGCUUUCGCUCUGAAGGUGUUGUAAUAACACUUUUUUGAAGCGCUUAGUAUAACUCAAAAAUAAUUUUAAAAUUUAUGUAUUUUAAUAUACCUUAUCUAACGUUCACGUUUACUAAAACUAUUCUAUUUAACUUUUUUUCCGUAAGUCUCAAAAUAAAUGACAUUAUCAACUUUAUUGUUGAUUCGCCCUGUACAUUUCAUAUAAAUAAGCAUUAAUAUUAUUAGUCUCGACUCAAAACUUAAAUUAUGUACCUUAUCAAAAAAACUAAGAUUUAUUUUUCCUAUCAACAUGGGUCCUAUUCUGCUUUGUUUCGUCGCUACAGGAGGUUAAAAGUGUUCUUGUUUAUAUUUAUUAUAAUUUUCUUCCAAGUGCUUUUAGCGAUUCCAAUGCAAUUUUCAGCUUACUAUGCAUGUUAAUACUACAUAUUUUAAUGCUAAAAAAAGUGUCAAUAGAUUCACCAGGGACGUGCAUAUGUGUUAUCACUGGAAUAUUUUUCUAAAAAAGACACGUGCGCCACUGACUUUUUACUCUUAUUAGUAAAAGUAGGCCAUUUAAUGCCGAUUAAGAGUUGUAUCUUGAUAUUUUGUCUAUUUUGAUCUCCUCGAUGACAUCAACGCAAUUUUAUUAAUCAAAAUUAAUAAAUUAUUUUAUUUAAAUAAUUAAUUAAUUAAAAAAAAAUGGAAAAUUGUAAAUUGGACUUUAUAUAAAUCCCACAGUUUAUAGCUCCUCUGUACGAAGUUGUGUCAUUUUUUAGAACUUAUGACAAUAAAAUAUAAGAAAAAUAUUAUUAUUGGAGAACUUAUCUGAUAAAAAUUACUACAAAACACAUAAAUAAAAUUUUAAAUUUCUAAACUGUGUAAUUGUAACUUAUAAAUUUUACAAUAAAUAUGUUGAUACUUUGAAAAUCUCAGAUUUGUAUUUAGAUAUAAGACUCUCAAUAUAAUUAACCUUGUGUUAUAUUCAAUUGUGUUAUAUUCAAGUCCAUUUUAUAUGAAUUUAAAAUAAGUGAUUAUUUGUAUAUUAUGUAUAUAUUAAUUUUCAUUGUAUAAGGUAUGAUGAAAUACGUAGUAAGUCCCUUAAUGAUGAGACAAGAAACUUUAUAUUUGUAUACCGAAUUCAACAUAAUCAACAAAACUUUUAAUAAAACUAAUAUUAAAAAUAUACCUUGUAUUCAUGUUCAAUAGAUAUUGUAUAUCUAUAUUUUAUAUCUGUGUGUAA
This is a messenger RNA of Sitophilus oryzae (rice weevil), 3159 nucleotides long. RefSeq names its product peptidoglycan-recognition protein LC-like. The transcript has 6 exons. Lineage: Eukaryota; Metazoa; Arthropoda; Insecta; Coleoptera; Curculionidae. Gene Ontology annotation, biological process: peptidoglycan catabolic process. Gene Ontology annotation, molecular function: zinc ion binding; N-acetylmuramoyl-L-alanine amidase activity. The coding region runs from base 320 to 1507 and encodes 395 amino acids. The record is from RefSeq and is a predicted model, not a curated record.